Molecule: messenger RNA, 5555 nt
Organism: Uloborus diversus
Lineage: Eukaryota; Metazoa; Arthropoda; Arachnida; Araneae; Uloboridae
Product: SEC14-like protein 1
Exons: 15
Coding region: 238-2370 (710 amino acids)
Cellular component (GO): cytoplasm
Source: RefSeq, a predicted model, not a curated record
GUUAUACAGCUAGUGGCAGUUUCUUUUUAAUCGUAGCAGGAAAGGUUUGCUUGUUUGAAGCUUAAAUGCCAUAAAUAAUGCCAGCCUUCAAUGUUCAUGUUUUAGUUGCCUGGUUUUAUGCUGAGCACUCAAUAUUUCCAAAUUUUUUUGAUUUUUACUAUGUUAAGCAAUAGUUAUUUUGGACGCAAUUAAAGAUUUUAUAUUAGUUUUGCUACUUGGCAUACUUGAUCAUUCAAAAUGGUGCAGAAAUAUCAGUCACCAAUUAGGAUAUACAAAUACCCAUUUGAGCUUGUGAUGGCGGCUUACGAAAAACGUUUUCCAACAUGCAAAAUGAUUCCAGUCUUCCUUGGCAGUGAUACAACUUAUGAGUACAAUAGUGAAGAUGGUGCUGUGUACAUCAUUGAAAGACGUUGCAGAUUAAAUGUUGAAGCGCCUUAUUUGUUAAAGAAGAUCAUAGGUGUUGAUGUUGUUUACUUCAUUCAAAAGAACACUUUGGAUCGUCGUGCAAGAACGUUAAAAAUUGAAGCUUAUAACGAGAGUUUUGCUAAUAGAGUUGUUAUUAAUGAAAACUGCCUAUAUUCCGUUCAUCCAGAAAAUCCUGAAUGGACUUGCUUUGAACAAUCAGCAAGCUUAGAUGUAAAAUCAUUUUUCGGUUUUGAAAAUGCUGUUGAAAAGUUGGCCAUGAAACAGUAUUCUCUUAAUAUAAAGAAGGGUAAGGAAAUUAUUGAAUAUUAUAUUGAUGAGCUUCACUCAGAAGGAGUUACAUACAUUCCGCCAUUUAAAGAUAAGGAAGGAGUACCAGCUGUUGAAGUUACCGAAGCUGAAGGUGCCUGCAGUGUUAGUUCUUCCAGAAACAACAGCCUAACACAAGCUCAUGGCAUGGUCACAACAGGUUCAUCCCAAGAAUCACAUCAAACUGCAGAUGCAAAUUUCAAAAUUGAGUCUGAAUACAUCAAAAGAUAUCUUGGUGAACUGACUCCUUUCCAGGAAUCGUGCCUUGUACAGUUAAAAAAAUGGAUGGCUGAUGCACACCAGGGAAAAGUUCCAAGCGACCAAACAUUGAUGCGGUUUCUACAAGCUCAAGAUUAUAAUUUAGAGAAAGCUCGUGAGAUGCUUUGCCAUUCUCUUGUAUGGAGAAAGAAAUAUCAAGUUGAUCGUAUAUUCUCUACCUAUGAUCCACCUCCUGUUAUAAAACAAUAUUUUCCCGGCGGAUGGCACCAUUUUGAUCGUGAUGGAAGGCCUAUGUACAUAUUACGUCUUGGGCAAAUGGAUGUGAAAGGCUUCAUAAAAUCAAUCGGGGAAGAAGGUUUAAUGAAAGUGACAUUGCAUGUGUGCGAAGAGGGAUUAAAAAGAGUAGAGGAAGCGACUCGAACAAUGGGUAAACCAGUAAGUUCUUGGACAUGUCUGCUGGAUUUGGAGGGCCUUAACAUGCGUCAUUUGUGGCGACCUGGCGUCAAGGCACUUUUGCACAUAAUUGAAAUUGUAGAGGCAAACUAUCCAGAAACAAUGGGCCGAGUUCUGAUUGUUCGUGCACCUCGUGUCUUCCCCAUCCUCUGGACACUUGUUAGCACCUUCAUCAAUGAUAACACUCGCUCAAAAUUUAUAUUUUAUGGUGGAAAUAAUUAUCAAGGUGCUGGUGGAUUAUUUGAUUUUGUAGAAAAAGCUUAUCUGCCGGAUUUUCUUGGAGGCGAUAGUGAAGCUAAAAUGAGCGAAGGUGGUCUAGUGCCCAAGUCUUUUUACAUGUCUGUUGAAGAAUACGAGAAAGAGAAGGCAGAAGGAAAUCAUUUAUUUGAUGAUUCUAUGUAUCAUGUAAUUUCCCUUCUUAAAGGCCAGUUUCAUGAGGUUGUGCUCGAUAUCACUGACAAAGGAAGCGUAAUUUGCUGGGAUUUUGAUGUUAUGAAGGAUGAUGUUUCAUUCAGUGUCUUUCGAACCCAGCAGCCUGUUCCUCAGCCCGAAAAAGAAUUAAACGAAGAAGAAUUGCAGGGCUGUGGUCAUCCAUCCUUGCCAUUAAACAUGCUCAGCUUGGAUGUCCCAGUUCAUAGUGUGAUACCCAAGCAAUGGGUCCUUGGGAAGGAUUAUCAUACUGUAGAGCCUACACUGGUUUGUAAAGAUGGAGAAAGUGUUCAGGGCUCUCAUGUAACCAGAAUAGAAGGCACUUAUAUUUUACAAUGGAAGCAUGUGGAUACAGUGCAUCAUCAUUCCUUUGAUUUUCCUCUGACCUCUCAUAAAUCCAAGGUUAUGUAUUACUAUGAGGUGCUAAAAUCUCAGGACUACAAGGGAUCCAUGUCAAGCCUUCAAUCAUCCCAUAGUGGUACAACAUGCACAUCUACUGGGGAACAGUCUGGAAUCAGUUCUUGCCCUUCAAGAUGAUAAUAGUUUUUCCAGAGUCAUCUUACAAAAAAGAAUUAGAAAAGUUAUAGGAUUGAAUGUGGUAGACUUUGGCUAUUUUAUAGUGACAUAAAACGUGAUUAUAAAUUAUUUUUUCAUGAUGAUUUAAAUUAUAUGUUUCAUGUAUGAGCUUCUUAGGAAAUAGAAAAAAAAAUGUUAUAUAAAUUUACUUUAAAUAAAAAUUAUGAAGUGUAAUAUUUGCUAUUUCAUAAUUAAAGUUUUAAAUUAGUUCAGAUUUGCUUUUAUAAAAUUCAUGGUAAAAGUUAAUGAAAUGUUCUUAGAGAUGUGUCAGCUAAGCAGAAUCGUGACUUUUACUAUGUAUUUUUUUACAUCUUAUUUUUUAUUAGGUUAGACAAACUUUAUAAAGUUAAAUCAAAGUUUUCUGAUACAAUGAAUGAAGUUAACUAUGAACUUUUUGGUUUUAUAUGCAUACUUAUUUCUCCUGGUGAUUUUUCUUUCUUUUUUUAAAAAUUAUACUAUUCUAUUCUGGUGAAUUUUCUUUGUUAUCAUUAAGUUUCUGAAUAUUUAUGAAUUAAGAAAGUAAUAAAGCCUUUGCUGUUACUUCAUUUUGUGUCAGAUAAUUACAUGGUAUUAACAUCCGUUUGGACUUUUAUUACUUGCCUACUUCAUUUGAAUGUUAAUAUUUUUCUUUGCUAAUCUUGCUUUACAUUUAGCAUUUAAUCUCCAAAUGUCUACCACCUGUUUGUUUUUGUACUAGAAAAAGUAGGUGUAAGAAAUUACUGAAUAGUGCAUAUUUUUAUGAAUGUUACAGAUGUGUUUUAUGAAUACGCCUGUAAAAUUUUGCUUACCUAGAAAUAAGUGACUUGUUCUUCUGAAUAAAAAUAUCAAAGAAAAAAAAUUAUGUACUUAUAGCAGAAAAAGAAAAAGUAAUCUAAAAAAAGAAGAACUAUUGCAUAUCAAUUUUUAUUUGGCAUCAAAGUGUUCCUAUUAGUUUUAUAAUAUUGUUAUCACGAGAGUCGAAUUUUGAAAAACAAUUAACUAAUUUUGGACUAUCUCAGGGGAAACACAUUUUGUUCUGCACAUGAGAGUUGACCUAUUUACCUAUUUCAUCAAAACUAUAGGUCAAAAAAAAAAAAAAAAAAAUUUGUUUAAGGAAUCAUAAACAUAUUUGCAAUUACUUAUGCAAAAAAUUUUGUUCAUAACCUUUUAAAAUUACUAUUUUUGAAUGAAAUAUAUUAGCAAUUACAUGCAGAACAAAAUGGCGAUUUUUCUGUGUAAUGUUCCCUUUUGAGUUUAAAUACAAAAAUAUGAACAAGUUUACUUUGUCUUUGGAUAGUAAGUGCUUUGCUAAGUUAUUUGUAAUUAUAAAUUUGCUUUUAGAAAUAUAAUGGAUCAGCUAGAUAGCAAUUUAAAAGAAACAGGGUUUCCAACAAAACAUGAAAAUCUUGGAGUGAUUGUGUUGCUUAAAAAUAUUAACUAAGUGAGAAUGCAAAAAUACUUCAAAACAAAAACAGAAGUUUAAAAUUUUUUUUGCAGUUUUCAUCAGGUCAAUAGGAUAUAAGUUAAGUGAAUUGUUCAACUUAAUACACUCCAAGAUCUUUUUUUUUCUUUCGUAAUAUGUCUUGAAAUUCAGGAAAACUAAGAAAUAUUUUUUGAUGGAAGCCUAGAAAGAUGUCAAGAAAAUCGUGAAAUUUGCUCAUUUGACAACCAUCUUAUUGUCCAUUUUUAUUACAUGAGGUAAAAUGUUAUUUAUACCAUUGUGCAUGGUAAAGACUUGGGCAUUAGAUCAUACAAAGUACUACAGUCAAGCAAUAUGCAUUUCUUCUAUUUUUUCGAUAUUCUUUAUGUCAUCCUAUUUGGGUGAAACACUUAACUUUGCUUUGGCACUCUCCAUUUUUACAUAAAGGACUAUCUAAAUAGUACUUAGUGCUUGGAAUUUUUUAUUUGCUUUUAUACAUCGCUUUUUAAUAUUCAGUAGAAAUGUUGCUUAGCUUGUGAUGGAAACCAUAUUGCAUGUAACACUUUGAAUUCAAAUGUAUAUAUAUUUCAUGCAUACAUCAAUAUUUUUAAUUAUUUGCAAGAUGCUAUUGGCUUUAAGUCCUUUUUUUUAAUGUUUUUCAUAUGUUGUGACUUGUGUUCAAAUAUUUGAAUAAACAUAUAUUGACUUUACAGAAAUUGCAAUUCUGUGUAUACACAAAGUUGUACAAUUUCUUUUAACUUGCUUUUGUAAUGCUUUUGUUUUGGUACCCUUCAGUUAACAUGUUUUUCUUAAUUUCUAGCUAGUAUAUUAAUGUGUUGUAAAAAUGCAGAUUCAUGGGUAUGAUAUAAAUAAUGAAUAAGCUCAUUAAUAUGUAAAAUUGGCAUGAAUGUAUAACAUUUCCUUUUCACAAUUUUAAUUAUUUGACCAGUUUUUCAAUAGCCAAGAAUAUUUGCAAAUCUGUAUUUAUAAUGCAGCGCUGAAUCUUUCUUAAAAUUCAAAUAACAUUAUUGUUACAAAAAACUGCAAUGUUCAUGUUAUCUUACUAUGAAUAAACUAGUUACAGCAGAGAAAAACUUUUGUUUUCUAAACUCUUCCAAACAAACAGAUUGUAAAGUAAGAAUAAUAAGAAGCUAUCUGCAUUUUAGCAUCAUAAUAGAAACUUUUUAUUACUUGAUAUCUUUUGUUUUUGUCUCACUUUACAAAUAGUUUUAGUAACAAGUUUAGUAGUGCAAGAGACUAUGAUUACUAUCAAGCAUAAUAUAACAUAUAUGCAAAUAAUUAGUAUAUGCUACAGUAUAAUUUUGUUAAUUGUAAUAGUUAAAGUAAUUUGAUCCAUUUCACAUUUAAUUGAAGUAAGUGUGUAACUUUCAUACUUUUUAGUAGUUUAGAAUAUGCCUUUUCUGUUAAUUUUGAUGUUCCUUACUGACAAGCAUUUUAAUGUUUCUAAGUUCACAUUAUGCUAAUUUUCUUGCUACUUUGUGUACACACAGCACAUUGUGAUUUCUGGAAUGAAAACCAAACAAGUUCAAUAUGAACAAGAUAUUUUUAGUGUAUGUCACUAUUUUCAUUGUAUGGUUUUAUGCUGUAUCCAGUGAAGCUCCUCAGGUAAUACUGUAGAGCAGUUUUAAAACGAUUAUCAUGUGAUAUGUAAACAAACAUUGAUUUUCAUGUUGUUUUUUCAUUUUUGUUAAGAUUUUCCUAUAAAGCAUAAAAACGUUUCUGAAUG